AUGAACGGAUUCUCCAGUACAUGGUUGUUACUUCUCCUGAUGGCACUUACCACUGUUGGUACAGGGCUGAGAGUCCCCAAGCACGCAUGGGACUCGCACAUACACAUCAUCGAGCCAGACCGAUACCCACUAGAUCCAAACAGAGACUACACUCCCAAGCCAGCAACUCGCCAACACGCCGCCGAGUUUGAAGCCUCCCACGGUAUCGACCAUGCUGUUGUCGUGCUCCCUAGUGUGUACGCAACAAACAACACUGUCCUUCUCGAUGCCCUGCGCUCCUUCAACGGAAGCUACGUUGGUGUAUGCGUGCUCGAUAUAGAUGAGCAGGUAGACAACAAGACGCUACAGACAUUUCACCAAGCCGGCGUUCGCGGUAUUCGAGUUAACUACGGGAACACCGGGACAGAUUCCCAGAUCACCGCGGACGUCGUUAAAGCUGCAAGUAUUGCGCGUGUCCACGACUGGGUCCUGCAGCUGUGGCUCCCAAUCAGCGCCUACAAGGCCCUGCAGCCUGUAAUUCCAACCCUCGGCGUGCGGGUUGUGGCCGACCAUUACGGGCAUGCGAUGGUGGGAUCGCGAACGAAUGAUCCCAGGAAUACGGUUGAUCCGUUUACUAUUCCUGGUUUCCGCGAGGUAAUCGAUCUUGUCCGGAAUCGGCAUCUGUUCGUGAAGAUCUCGGCGCCAUACCAGAACUCAAAGCAGGAGCCUCUAUACAGCGACUUGCGUGUGGUUGCGGAGACUCUUAUGCUCAACGGGCCUGAGAUGGUGGUGUUUGGCAGUGACUGGCCUCAUACCUCUAGUAAGGAGGGUAAUGGCCCUGGUGGUCCGUUGGUUCCUCAGGACUAUCGUGACAUUGACGACGAGGCUAUCCUGAAGCAGACGCUGGAGUGGGCAGGGAGUCAGGCACAGGUUCAGCGACUCUUCGUGGACAAUCCACGUCGACUAUGGGGGUGGACCGAUGUCCACUCCUAA
This is a messenger RNA of Aspergillus puulaauensis, 972 nucleotides long. RefSeq lists its product as uncharacterized. The transcript has 4 exons. The record is from RefSeq and is a predicted model, not a curated record. NCBI's taxonomy places the organism in Eukaryota, Fungi, Ascomycota, Eurotiomycetes, Eurotiales, Aspergillaceae. The coding region runs from base 1 to 972 and encodes 323 amino acids. Gene Ontology annotation, molecular function: hydrolase activity.